Molecule: messenger RNA, 865 nt
Organism: Eublepharis macularius
Lineage: Eukaryota; Metazoa; Chordata; Lepidosauria; Squamata; Eublepharidae
Gene: TIMM10B
Product: translocase of inner mitochondrial membrane 10B
Exons: 3
Coding region: 1-399 (132 amino acids)
Cellular component (GO): mitochondrial intermembrane space chaperone complex
Source: RefSeq, a predicted model, not a curated record
AUGGGGCGGCGGGAGGGGCCGGCCGGAAGCAACGUCAGCGCCGGCGGCGGGCCGGAAGGGCGUCACGGGAGCGCCGCCAUGGAGACGGCAGCGGCGGAGCAGCAGCAGCACCUGCGCAGCCUGCGGGACUUCCUGCUGGCCUACAACCGCCUGACCGAGCUCUGCUUCCAGCGCUGCGCCUGCGACCUCAACUACCGGGCCCUCACCGGGCAGGAGGAGGCCUGCCUGGAGGGCUGCGCGGGGAAGCUGGUGCGCUCCAACCACCGCCUGAUGGCCGCCUACGUCCGGCUGAUGCCCGCCCUGGUCCAGCGCCGCCUCUCCGACUUCGAGGCCGCCGCAGCCGCCGCCGCCCCGGACGCCCCGCCGCGCCUCCCGCUGCCCGCCCCGCCCGGGCCCUAGGACCGCCGCCCGGCCCGGCCGCCAAGAGGGACGCGCCCGGCCUGGGAAGCCCCCGGGCCCGCCGCCCGCCUGGCUCAGAGCCUGCGCCUUGCACCGGCGCAGGGGAAGAAACCGGAGCCCCGCCCCGCAGCGUAGCCCAUCCCUGCCCGGCCGCCCCGUGCCCGGGGGAAGGCCUGCGGGGACGUUCCUUGCCUUGGCGCGGGGCCUGAAGCCUUCCCCUCGCUCCGCGCCCCCGUGGCUGUGGCCUCGCCGGCCCUGGUGCCCCCCACCCCGCGGGACAGGAGCAGCUCCAGGGCCGGGCCGGGCCCCUGUAGCAGGGGACUGGGCGGCAGAACCUUAAGCCGAGUCCCGGAUCUACGCUUGCAGCAGGGAGAAAGGAGCAAGAGUCUCAACGGCUGGACUCCACUGUCAGAUUAGGAUAAAUGCGAGUCCCAGUCUAAAGAAAUUAAACUUUUCAUACUCUGAA